AUGGCAGCUUACGCCACCAACGGAGUCAAGGACUCCCAAAGCCUUGAUCAUUUUGAACAUGACAAGGUCACACCACGGAACUUGUCCAUGGCUUCUCGCCGGCUUAGUCAAGCUGAGGCGAUGAAACUCGCCGUCGAAGACGCUAUCGUGGACGAUGAGAUCGCCGAGUUCGAAGCGGCUUUGCAACAAACGCCAGUCAAGGGUACUUUCCUCAAUCCACAAAUCUCAUUUAGCGACCCACGCCAUUUUACCUGGCUUCUGGUUGGUUUCGCCUCGAUGGGUGGCAUGCUUUCUGGCCUCGACCAAAGUGUUAUAUCAGGAGCCUUGCUUUACAUGCCAGAUGAUCUCCAUCUCAACACCUCGCAAGUCAGCUUGACCAGCUCCGCUGUGCCUCUGGGCGCCAUCGGAGGUGCCUUGAUGCUAGGCCCUCUCAAUGAAUGGGUUGGUCGCAAAAUGGCGAUCAUCGUUGCGCUCAUCCUGUACACCAUUGGAGGUGCUCUGGAAGCCGGUGCCAUAAAUUUUGGCAUGAUCGUUGGCGCAAGAGUGAUCCUCGGCAUGGGUCUCGGUCUUGAAGGAGGUACCGUCCCUGUUUACGUCGCCGAGUCCGUCGAGAAGAAGUACCGUGGCAACCUGGUCAGCUUGUAUCAGUUCAUGAUUGCCUUUGGUGAGGUCGUUGGCUACGUUGUUGCCGCCAUCUUCGUCAAUGUUCAUUCGGGAGGUUGGAGAUACAUGCUUGGUUCGUCGCUGGUGUUCUCCACGAUCAUGUUGGUCGGUAUGGUUUUCAUGCCUGAGUCACCCCGUAUGCUCAUGCACAAGGGAAAGACCUUGGAAGCGUUUGCCGUGUGGAAGCGCAUCCGAGGUCUCGCUAAGCAGGAAGACCGCAAGGAGUUCUUUAUUAUGCAUCAUGCCCUUGACUCGGAGGUCCAUGAAGGUGACAGCAAGCGCAAGAGAUUUGUGUGGCUGGAUUUCUUCACGAAUCCUCGCGCUCGUCGCUCAAUUAUCUACGCCAAUAUCAUGAUCGCCCUUGGGCAGCUAACAGGUAUCAACGCCAUCAUGUACUACAUGUCGACGCUUAUGUCGCAGAUCGGUUUCGACAAGAAGCAGUCGGUCUUCAUGUCUCUUGUUGGAGGAGGAUCUUUGCUCCUCGGAACCAUCCCCGGAGUCCUCUACAUGGAGAAGUUUGGCCGCCGAUUCUGGGCAAACACCAUGCUGCCGUGCUUUUUCAUCGGUCUGCUCUUCGUUGGAGUGUCAUACCAAUUGACCUCGUUCAGGGCGACUGAGGGUCUGUACCUCACGGGUAUCAUUCUUUACAACGGAUUCUUCGGCUCCUAUGCCUGUCUCACCUGGGUCAUCCCCUCCGAGGUUUUCCCGACCUACCUGCGAUCUUAUGGCAUGGAAUCCACCGAUGUCAAUUUGUUCUUCGGCAGCUGGCUUGUCACGUAUUUCUUCUCGGAUAUGCAGAGAGUAAUGACCAAGACUGGGCUGACUCUGGGAUUCUACGGAGGUAUUGCCGUUCUGGGUUUGAUCUAUCAAGUCCUGUUCAUGCCCGAAACCAAGAACAAGACCUUGGAGGAAAUCGACCUUAUCUUCAGUCAGCCAACUAGCCAGCUCGUCAGGCAGAAUUUGCGAAAUACUACGGAGGCUCUCAGCGAUGUGGCACAUUUCCGGUUCAGGAAGGUCUUCGCUCCUGUUGAGCAGACCACAGAAGAUGACCAGCAGAUUCAGGAGAUCAAAGUCUAA
Molecule: messenger RNA, 1740 nt
Organism: Exophiala viscosa
Lineage: Eukaryota; Fungi; Ascomycota; Eurotiomycetes; Chaetothyriales; Herpotrichiellaceae
Product: MFS transporter
Exons: 2
Coding region: 1-1740 (579 amino acids)
Biological process (GO): transmembrane transport
Cellular component (GO): membrane
Molecular function (GO): transmembrane transporter activity
Source: RefSeq, a predicted model, not a curated record